Molecule: messenger RNA, 1854 nt
Organism: Beauveria bassiana ARSEF 2860
Lineage: Eukaryota; Fungi; Ascomycota; Sordariomycetes; Hypocreales; Cordycipitaceae
Product: CHY zinc finger protein
Exons: 1
Coding region: 1-1854 (617 amino acids)
Biological process (GO): ubiquitin-dependent protein catabolic process; protein ubiquitination
Cellular component (GO): nucleus
Molecular function (GO): zinc ion binding; ubiquitin protein ligase activity
Source: RefSeq, a predicted model, not a curated record
AUGUCUUCCCUCGUCUCAGACUUCCUCAUCAACCCGGUCCUGCGACAGGCCCGCCGAUUCUCUGAAAUUUCUCGCUCGACUUUUGGCGGCGAGGAUAAUGCCUCUACCACCGCGCAUCCUGAGGCCAUAAGCGACGCCUCCGAGAUCGAGCAAGACGCUCACGACGAUGCGGCUAUAUUGCCCUCCAGCCCCGUCGCCGACCUCUCGAGCCCCCUCACUAGACCGCACUCUGAUUCUGCGGCGACGCCAUCAACGCCUCGCUCCUCGACGAGCCCCCCGCCGCGCGACCACCUCGGCUUUCCAAUAUCGCCGCGCAAGCCUGGCGGGCCUAUCCCCGAAGACGAUGGCAUGAGCACGCUGCGGGCUCGGAUACAUAACAUCAAUGCGCUCGAUAUCGGACAGGCCGCAAAGGCAAAAAUGAUCCACGAUGUCCUGCUCGAAGGCUACCGGGCCUCACGGCCGCACCUGGAGCCCGUCAGCCCUGGCCGGGAGCCAACAACAGGCGAGACAUCACGAGAGUAUCGAACACCAGUGCCCAUGACUCUUGAAUCCUUGAAAUUCUGGCAAAAUCAAGUCGGCGAGACUGCUGCCGCCGAAAAGUUUCUGCUCACCGAUGCCGACGUGGCGCCGACCUACGCCCCCAUCCGUCGGCCCAAGAACGCAGACGGCUCCCAGGAAUCGGUUACGCCACCCGACUCGCACCCGCCUCUGGGUUGUGCUCAUUACGAACGCAACGUCAAGCUUCAAUGCUCGACCUGCAACAAAUGGUAUACGUGCCGCUUCUGCCACGAUGCGGAACAGGACCACAAUCUUAUCCGCCACGAGACAAAGCACAUGUUGUGUAUGCUCUGUGGUACGCCACAAAAGGCCUCGGAGGCUUGCGUCAACUGCGGUGAAACAACGGCGCACUACUACUGCAACAUUUGCAAGCUCUGGGAGAACCGCAAGAGCAAGCCCAUCUAUCACUGUGACGAUUGCGGAAUCUGUCGCCGUGGUCAUGGCCUCGGCAAAGAUUUCUUUCACUGCAAGACAUGUCGUGCUUGCAUCACUACUUCCAUUGAAAGCUCCCAUAAAUGCAUCGAGCGCUCUACCGACUGCGACUGUCCAAUCUGCGGCGAAUACAUGUUUACCUCGCCCAAGCCUGUCGUCUUUAUGCCAUGUGGUCACAGUAUACAUAAAAGGUGCUAUGACCAGCACAUGAAGGUGUCAUAUAAAUGUCCCAUCUGCAACAAAAGUCUUGCAAAUAUGGAGACACAAUUUCGCAAUCUGGACCUCUUAAUUCAGGCACAACCCAUGCCUGCCGAAUUCCGUGACACCAAGGCCGUCGUGCUCUGCAAUGACUGUUCCGGAAGAUGUACGGUGCCAUAUCACUGGCUUGGACUCAAGUGUCUCAUCUGCCUCUCAUACAAUACUGCGGAAUUGCAGAUUCUGGGUCGGAACAGUGACUUUCUUCAAGUUGCCCAACAGCGACAGGAAGAGCCUCCUGUGGCAUCUGAUGCAAUGACUGCUGCGCAGCCAGUCCCCAUCCCUACAGAACGUCCGGCGGGCGGCAUGAACCGGCGCAGACACUCUUCCAGCCUCCAUGUAGACUCGCAAUAUCUUGUGCCGGACAGGACUGCCAGGUCUCUCUCGCCGCAAAACAUGAUGCCUGAGCACACUCUGCCUACUAUCAUGGCUGCCGAGGAGGACUCGGACAAUGACAUUCUCGGCAUAUGGGGACGACCGGGAGGCGAGUCAAGUGGCGAAGAAGAGGAGGGCGAUUACGAUAGCGAUAGUGACGACCUUCCACGCAUGGACGACAGUGAAGAAGAAGAAGAAGACCCCAACGAAAUUAUGCUCAUCGGCCACCGAUGA